CGAAUUGGCUUUGCGUAGUGCGUAUGCUCCGUGAAUAUCGUAUGAUCUUGGUAUUCGGACCUCCCCCCUGGCUCGAGCAAGGCUGCUAUCUUGUUCUUCGGCGCCUGCCAAGUUUUGGGAUCAAUACCAUCAUGACGCAAGCCCAGCAUACCCAUGUGCACCGCCGCAUCUUGACUUUGUUGUGAAUGGACUAUAUAUCCGACUUACCCUCGCGCCCACCUGCAAUCGCUACUGGGCUUUCCUUGUAUAUAUCUACGUGACUUCCACUAAUUUGUGCUCCAAGUUGAACACAAGAAUGUCAUCCCUCCAACAUCUACUCAGUGCAGUAGCACUUGGCCUUCUCGCCACCACACAAGCACAAGACAGCAAGAGAGGGUUUGCCUUUAUAGGAGAUACCCAUGCACCAGACAACAGACUUCUAUCAUCCAACAACAGCCCACUAGCGUGGUAUUACAACUGGAGUCCCUACCCAAAUGGCGACCUCAUACCGACAGGCUCACUCGAAUUCGUACCCAUGAUCCACGGCAUCGAUGCGACACAAGAUAGCAGAACAGAACAAGUAAUCGGUGGUCUCGACCAAUCAAGCACACACCUCCUCUCCUUCAACGAACCAGACGGCACAACCGGUAGCGGCGGGACAAGCAUAGACCCCGAAGACGCAGCACGCGCCUACAUCGACUACGUCGUGCCCUUCCGUAACGGCACCCGAGGCGGCCGCAACUGGAAGAUCAGCCACCCCUCCACCACCGGCUCCCCCAACGGCCUGGAGUGGCUCCGCUCCUUCAACUCCUCGUGCUACGACAUCGACCCUGAGAACGGCUGCCCCGCGGACUUCGUCGCCGUGCACUGGUACGGCAACUUCGACGGGCUCGCGGCUUGGGUAGGCACGUUGAAUGAGUUCUACAACGUCAACUCGACUAGGGAUGCGAACCUCACGCUUUGGGUUACGGAGAUGGGGCUGCCGCAGCAGUCGGCCGAUGAGACAGUGGCUAUGAUGAACCAGACGCUUCCGUACCUCGAUGGGCUCGACUAUGUUGAGCGGUACUCCUGGUUCGGUGCGUUUAGAACCGACGACGCCAAUGAGUGGACUGGAGACGGUGUGGCGUUGUUCGAUGACGAUGGCGGUCUUACAGAGCUUGGUGCUCUAUAUAUGGGCCAAGGGUUCCAGGAAGGGCAGAAGGGUGAGGGCGCAGAUUCGGGUGCGGGUCUGAUCAGUGUCAACCUCGCGGCUGUGAUUGCGAUGGGGUUGGUCAGUGUUGUCAUGAUUACCAUGUAGAUUUCUUUACCCUGCAUUUGAGCGUUAGAUUGCAGAUACCCAUGAUUAUGUAAACAAUAUUUACACUCUAUCUGAGA
Molecule: messenger RNA, 1353 nt
Organism: Boeremia exigua
Lineage: Eukaryota; Fungi; Ascomycota; Dothideomycetes; Pleosporales; Didymellaceae
Product: glycosyl hydrolase catalytic core-domain-containing protein
Exons: 1
Coding region: 296-1276 (326 amino acids)
Biological process (GO): fungal-type cell wall polysaccharide metabolic process
Cellular component (GO): fungal-type cell wall
Source: RefSeq, a predicted model, not a curated record